Molecule: messenger RNA, 1091 nt
Organism: Paramecium primaurelia
Lineage: Eukaryota; Ciliophora; Oligohymenophorea; Peniculida; Parameciidae
Source: the annotation of a GenBank genome assembly
AUGGAUGAACUAAAUAAUCGUCAAACUCCAAAAUUACGGUUUAGACCAUAAUAACCUUAAUUAAAAACUCUAGAAGUAAAUUUUAUAGUUUAAUAUAGAGUGAUCAAAAAUAAACAUAAAUUGCUAGAUUGCCUUCAGGUACAAAAAAUACAAUGACAUUACCUCGUUUGGAUAGCAGAGUUGGCAUUCAAACAGGAUUGAAGGAUGUGGAUAAGGAGAUGAAUUAGUUGGAAUUGAAUAGUAAGGUCAGAGAUUUGGAAAUAAUGAUGAUAGAUUUCAAAGCCAAUAUUGAAAGGAGAAUUUAAAAAACUAUAGAAGAUAAUCCAUAAAAGUUUAUGCAAUCAAUUAAAUAAUUAGAAUCUUAGGAAAUGUAAUUGUGGAGGUAAGUGAAUGAUAAACAGAUCAUUUUUCAAGAUGCAAUGAGUCAGUUACGUAAUUAAGGAGAAAAGAAUAGAGAUACUCUUUCAUAAAUGAUAUUUGAAUUACAAAAGAGAUGUAAUGAUCAAGAACUAAAAUUAAGUUCUUUGAUUAAUUAAUAAGAAGGAAUUGAAAUGAAAUUAAAUGUAUCAAAGCCAACAUCAAUAUAACCAGUAUCUGACAAUCUUGAAGUUAAAUUAUUGAGAGAAGCAUUUAAUAAUGAGAAAACUCAUAGAGAUGCAAUAAUAGAAGAUCUAUAAAGAUAAUAAUAAGAAGUACAUUAUAGAUUGGUAAAAUAAGAAUCUGAUUUCUAUAAUAAAUUGAAAUAAUAAAGAGAGGAAUUCUUAGAAUAAAAUGAUAAAACAAAGAUUAGUAUUAAAGCAUUAGAUAAUAUGAAAUUGGCUAAAAUAAAUUAAGAUUAAGAUUACAUAAAGAAUUUAAUUGGAAGUGUAGAAACUAGAAUUGCUGAUGAAGUUGAAAGACGUUUAAAGAAUGAAUUUGAUUAGAGGAAUUAAUUGGAGAAUAAGAUGUAAGCAUUUAAAGAGGAAAUAAGAAAUGAUGAAAAAUAGAUUCUAUUAGGAGAAUAGAAAUUUNUAUAGUUCUGUUAACACAAUUCAUAAUACAAAUUAAAUUAAAAAGUCUUAUUUAAAAUUAUCAAUUUCAAUUUAGUUUGA